Molecule: messenger RNA, 969 nt
Organism: Ixodes scapularis (black-legged tick)
Lineage: Eukaryota; Metazoa; Arthropoda; Arachnida; Ixodida; Ixodidae
Product: E3 ubiquitin-protein ligase XIAP-like
Exons: 4
Coding region: 1-969 (322 amino acids)
Cellular component (GO): nucleus; cytoplasm
Source: RefSeq, a predicted model, not a curated record
AUGUUCGAGGCCCUGCGUUCGCCAAGGGUGCAAGUAUUUUCGAUCCUCGACUGCGAAGAAGACGAUCCGUGGCUGCUACACGCCCGCAGGUCCCCCAAUUGCGUGUUUCUACGAGUGAACAAGACCUAUUACUACGUGCACGAUGCAGUCGAAAAGUUUUACAGGAGCGAGAUGUACUGGGCGUCUCACUUUCCCGAGAUCGACGAUCUCGUCAAGGACCCAAAGUUCCGCAACAGGACUAUGAGUACUCUGUACACGGCCAACCUGACGCAUCCCUUGAACGUAUCGGCGAUGAGUCUACUUUGCUUAAGAACAUGUCUUUCUACUGGAGACUGUUCGUUCGACCACGACCCGACUGUGGCCAAGGUGAUGUCCGACUUUAAAACUUUUGCGACGUGGCCUUUGCGCAACAGUACCCCCCCACCCAAGGACUUUGCCAUGGCAGGACUCGCCUACGAUCCAGAGAAGCGGAUUCUCAGCUGCUCGAUGUGCCAGCAAAAGACUCAACUCUCUACUAUCGUGGCCUCGGACGAAACACUUCCCCAAGGACUGCACGAAUCCGACUGUGACGCACCGCUACGCACGCUGAGUCCAGACGUCUCGGCGGUGGUGACCGAACGAGCGCUUGCCUUUAGGCCCGAGUUUCAGACUUACACUGCGAGGUUCGCCUCCUUCGACGCUCGGCCGAAAGAAGAAGACGUCUUUGACGUGGAUUACAUGGCAUCUGCGGGAUUUUAUUACCUGACCGAUCGCACCGUGGAAUGCUUUUGUUGCGGACUUCGGUUGCUUUCGUGGGAAGCCGACUACGACGACCCAGUCGAGGAACACGCCAAGUACAACCCUCGCUGCCCCCAUCUUCGAUUGUGCGCGAGCGUAACCUACAUCAAGGAGGUGUCCGACGUGUGUCGGCCAGUGGGAGAGAUGGGGACCUGUCUAGUCGAGCCAUUGUCGCUUUGGGUUAUAGGGUAG